Messenger RNA from Topomyia yanbarensis, 7387 nucleotides. RefSeq names its product nucleolysin TIAR. Gene Ontology annotation, molecular function: mRNA binding. The record is from RefSeq and is a predicted model, not a curated record. The transcript has 13 exons. Lineage: Eukaryota; Metazoa; Arthropoda; Insecta; Diptera; Culicidae. Gene Ontology annotation, biological process: regulation of mRNA stability; nuclear-transcribed mRNA catabolic process, nonsense-mediated decay; cytoplasmic stress granule assembly. The coding region runs from base 1793 to 3262 and encodes 489 amino acids. Gene Ontology annotation, cellular component: cytoplasmic stress granule.
CGUUUGCGAGGAGACGUCUGUGGUGCGUGCGAAAGCGAGAUUUUUCCGUUCUCACUUUUUGACCGGACAAAACCCCGCAGGCGAGUCGUUCGUGUUGGGCGAUUCCAGUGCAAACAAACGUGGCAGCAGGCGGCGGCGUGUUUUGAUUCGAAACUGUGCACCGACUGCGGUUGUGGUGUUGGUGAAUAUCCUCCUGGAUCUAGUGAGCGGUGCGCUUAGAACGCCCAGUUGAAAGCGGACGCAUGGUUGCUGGUUGUGUCAUAUCGAUGCAGUCUCCCGUUCAGCAGGAAUAGAGAUACAACCACUAAUGAGACCCAUUGCGAAGAUGUUUCGGAUCUAGAUUGUGACCGAGUUCAAUUGAAAUUGGCAAGUGACUGGAAAGUGAACGCGAGACUUGAUUGAUAACACAAGUGUUUUGGAUGAUGCUUGUGCGAAAGCUUGCUGGAAACCAACCAACAACAAGUGUAGCGAAAGCAAUAACCGAAGACGAUUUCUGGAGCGGAAACUAACGACGAAAGCCGGCCAUUCAAGCACCAGGUGGCAAAAGAUCCCUAAUAGACCCUGCACUUUCCGCAGUGUACAAGUGUAUGUGUUCUGUAAGUUCUUCAAGCCGGAUAAAAUACGUGUCCCACGUGGAAUAGAAGCAGCGGCAGCCCCGAAAGGAUACGGCCCUUCGUGAUAGAUGAUAAUAAUUACAGCAACCAAGCCGAAAACUUUUAUCUGCUGUGUUGCGAAGUGGUGGUGCUGGAUUUGUUUUUGUCGGGCACGUUGCGGUGGAUUCUUCGAGAUUAGCGUAAAUCAGUUGGUGCCGCAUUAAAUCCUAGUAGGCAGUCUGUACAGCCGCAAUUUUACUCGGGUUUCAUCUAUACCGGGUGUGGAUUAGUAGGCCGGUUUAGUUAUGCUGUGUGUUGUGUAGCGAGGGUUAUGUCGUAAAAAACGGAAAUCAUUGCUUUGACCGGAAGAUCCGAAAGUGUACGUCUAUGUCAGGAAUUUAGGUGAACGUAAAGUGUACCAUAAAAUCGGUGAAUUACGGUGAUUCGGAAAGUGAGUUUUUGUAUCAAUAGAAUUUCCCCACCAGUACCAGGUGCAAGUGUGACCAAAAUAUAGUUUUCGGUUUGAAUCGAUUGGUGUAUUGGUGAGUCGUAGAUUCGAUACAAGCUGGGAAUAUUGAAACCAGCAAGACAUCGUUGGCUACAGCCACAAACCGGUAAAAAUAAGCUCUCAAGCAUCACCCGACGCGAGCCCCGUGGGGCUGCGCUUGGUCGGGGUUUUGCCGUGUGCAGUAUUUGCACCGAAAGCACCGAAAUCGUCUUCCCUGGCCGUACAUCGUCAAACAGUAGCACCGUACAGUAGCAGCAGCAACAUCUCGAAAGCGCUGUCCUCCUCCACCCAGCAGGUUACAUCGACGGCGACCACCACAAUUACGUCACCAUCGGAACCGGUCCCGAUCAGCAAAAGUGCGACAACGUGUCACUGUUCCGCUUCCAAUUCCGCCAUCAAUAACAGUCAAUCAAAGGCAGGCAACAGUACAGCACUAAAUCUACCAGCCCCGCUGCCACCGGUUCCACCGCGGCCACCGCGUGUACCACUUCCAAUCUUUACAGCGACCAAUCUAGCCAGCAUUAGACCGCUACCGAACCAGCCUCCCUGUUCGACAUCCUCCGGUGCAUUUUCGGUUACACCGGCGGUGGGAGCAACAAUCACCACAACGGUUCAUCAGCAUCACCAUCACUACAACAGCAACGUGGUUCCGCCUCCACCGCCACCAGUGCCACCGACUGCACUGAACCCGAUGUUGUUGGUUCCGUUCUCGGUCCCGGCCGGACUUGGGACGCCUACCAUUCCGGCGACUAAUCACCACCACCAUCACCAUCUGCAUCCGACGACGACGACCGGUUACGCGAACAGUGUGGGCAAGUUCUCGACUUCGACGGUACUGGAUGGCAAGAUGAAGCACGAAUCCAAACCUUUGAACUGGCAAACGACGACAGCGAUGGGGAUCACGCCGAAUGGAUACCCGGUGGUCUCCAAAGUGGACACUAGCAAAAUGUCGUCCUCGUACCACUGGCAUCUGCCCCCGACGGCGGCGAACAGUGGCGGCGGCGGAAACCUCGUCAAGCUGCCCUGGAAGACGUCGACGAUGACGACGACGACGACAACGGCGGCGGGGACGACGGUGCGGCAUCACGGUUCUAAUGAGAACUUAGGUGAGUCGCCAACUGAAUUUCGAAAUGCCUUUGCACCGAGAGAGUUCUACGAGAAACACGUCAAUCACUGGAGUGGACACCAGCAUUAUCACAUAUUUGUCGGUGAUCUCAGUCCGGAAAUCGAAACACAGACACUGAAAGAUGCCUUCGCUCCUUUUGGGGAUAUAUCAGAUUGCCGCGUGGUUCGUGAUCCACAGACGCUGAAAUCCAAAGGCUAUGGCUUUGUGUCGUUCGUGAAGAAAUCGGAAGCGGAAAAUGCAAUAGCUGCCAUGAACGGACAAUGGCUCGGAUCGAGAUCCAUCAGGACAAACUGGGCCACUAGGAAACCGCCUGCUACCAAGGCAGAAUUAAACGCCAAACCACUUACCUUCGACGAAGUGUACAAUCAAAGUAGCCCGACCAACUGCACCGUUUACUGCGGCGGUGUCGGCGGUACCCUAGCUGGCGGACUCAGUGAGGAAAUCCUGCAGAAGACUUUCUCCCCAUUCGGAACCAUUCAGGAGAUUCGUGUCUUCAAGGAUAAGGGUUAUGCGUUUGUAAGAUUUUCAACUAAGGAAGCAGCAACCCAUGCUAUCGUUGCUGUUCACAACUCGGAAAUCAAUGCCCAAACGGUCAAGUGCUCCUGGGGCAAGGAAAGUGGUGACCCGAACAAUGCUCCCUCCCUGGCCAGUCAAGCCUUGAGUCAGGCCGGUUUUCCAUUUAACACAGCCUACGGACAGCAGGUGGCCGGUUAUUGGUAUCCACCGGCACCGACCUAUCCCACUACGCCAGCACCGACUGCUGCUCCACUGCAGGGUCAGUUCCUCCAGGGUAUGCAGGGUUAUACCUAUGGACAGUUUGCUGGCUAUCAGCAGGGUUAUAUGGGAAUGGGCAUGCAACUGCCUGGAGCCUGGCCCGGUGUACCAACUCAGGCCCAGAUCCCUGCCACUGCUCAACAGCUCGCACAAGCCGGAGUCGGUGGAGCCCUUCCACAGACAGCCGGAGUAGUUGCCUAUCCGAUGCAACAAUUUCAGUUAGCUGACGAUGAAUGGCUAGCGCCAAGCCUACUGGUGUAGCUCCCUUGAUGGCCAUCGUCACUGUGUGGCUGUGUGCCACAGCACAAGUAGAGCUCCUUCCCGUCUGUACCCUUCUUCCAUCUAGCACCACUACCGCCACCACUACCACAACCAUCACCACACAACUAUCGCCAAUCAAUCGUCCAUGAAAAUGAAUUCGUACACAGCGAAAGCUUCACUUGAAGAAGACGCCGGUAUGUGUGUGUGUUGAUACUUUCGGUUCGUGGUGUAGAGGAAUUCCGCUGUCGUUCGUGGUGCGAGCAAAAAUGUAGCAUGCAAAUCAUAGAUGAAAGAAAAACAAAUGUUGAAGUAUUAUACAUACAGACAUGCAUUGAAAGUAAAAUUGUGGUAUUUCUACCAAAGAAGAAAAAAGAACAAAAAAAAACAACCCAAGGGUAUAUAUAUUAUGAUAUUAAUGGUAAGACACACACACAGACAUUUAGAUAGUAACAAUGAAAGCAGUAGCGAUAGUGAUGUUUGUAUAUAACUACAAAGUAAAGAAAAGUUAAAUUAAACAUACUUACAAAGCAAAACAGUAAAUGAUAUCAUUCUUAGCCAGGGGUGAGUAGUAGACAUGUAAAGGGUGAAGCAAAUUAGAAAGUUAAUAAAUAACACAUGCACAUGCAGCUCUAAAUCGUCCAAAUGCAAAAUGGGGGAAGUGAACGGAAGGAGUAUUACUGUGUUUUGAACGAUAGCGUUCCGCUGGUCGGUAGACAGUGGGCCCCGUAGUUACCUAGCAGCAUAAUCAAAGCAAACCGUUGGAUUACCAAACUAAGUUGCCAUGGUUGGUUCUAUUGAGAAAAGUUUUUAAACUCCUCCCAGGACAGUAAUCAAGAUUGAAGUAUUAAUCCGCUGAUUUCAAAUUUCGAGUCACUCUAUUUUCGAAGGUUUUUAAUGGCGUUUUGUAUGUAAUCAGAACGUGUCGCGUUAUUUACAGUUUGACUCAGAAUCUCAAAAGGUCAAAACAGUGCAAUACACCGUAUUCGAAAACAAUCAGUUUCUACAUUUUUUUUUGUAUUACGUUUUUGCCAAUCAAGACAACCAGACAUAGGACACAUUGCGAUACCAAUUUUCACCUUUAACCAAAUAAAACAACAACAAAAUCGUUUGAUUAAAACCUAAGCUUGACCUACUCACAUACAUAGAAAAAAAAAUACACUUCUAUAAUACACUCUUAUACAUAUACAACCAAAAAAGCAACAUAGAUAGGAAUUAUUUUAAACGAAUACUUGUGAGAAUAAAACAAAAUACAAAUUUACCAGACAAACGGGGAAGCAAAUCAGUUUGAUCCCUCUAUUUCUAGUCGAACAGACAAACACACACACACAUAGACACAAUAGCUGAUGAGGAUUGUUCAUAGCUAAACCAAGUAUGUUAUUUUUAAUAAUAAAAAAUGGGCCCCUAGAUUCCCAGCUAAAAAAAAGUUAGUGAAUAGACAAGUAUUAAUAAAACUGAAGAAACAAGCAAAACUAAAUAUUGAAAGAAAUGUGAAGCAAAUCAAGUUUAAUCAACACAACAUUAAACACACUCACACAUAAAACCACGAAGCAAUUACCUAGAGGAAAGAAAAAAAGUGAAACAAUUAAAUCUAAAGGAAGCAAAACAACCAAACAUAUGUUUGAAGCAUAUAGUAACUUGAAUUACAAAUAUUGUGAAGUAAAAGUAUAUAACUUUGAAAACAACCAUGACGGUAAACCCCAAGCUAACCUAGUAGUCAAUGAAAACUUAACCAAGUAGGCGGUAAACGCACAUGAUUUUAGUGUUUCUUUCGUUGAACCCGUUUGUUAUACACUUGCGACCUAGAAAAAAGCAACGGUGAGAUGAUUGAUUUUAAGUUUCGUCAAAUUGUUAGAGACCACCCUGCUCUGCCUCCCCUCUUAUUCCCAAGUUCAUCCCCCUCCCUUAAUUGGGUUGUUAGUACGUUCUUCAGCUUUUUACUCGCGGAAAAAAUGUGAUAGAAGAACAACGGUUCGCGGUGUGUAAUAGUGGUGACACUAGUAGCGGACUAGCCGUCGUAGUAGUAAUUGACAAACUGUCACUUUUUUUGGUUCUGUCAAUUUUGACAGGCGAACCGUUCCUUGGUUUACAAGUCGUUUUGUAUGUUUAAAGUUGCUAACCAGAGUAGAUCGUUAUUUCCCAUUCCUUUUCCCACGCUCUCAUCCAGCUAAACUCCCUCGAAAGCCAAGUAUCAUUCUAUACCUGAAACUUGUACAUCUCUGUAGUUUAUCGAAAAUGCGAAUCUACCCAAUCAAAACGAAUCGAAACAAACAGUUGGCGGUGGAAUACGGAAUCGGUAGGAGCAAUUGACUUUUUUUCUCUUCGUUUUCAGUAGGUUUUGUGUAGAAACAACAUGAGACAGAAACAAGAACAAGAAAUUACGAUCGAAGCAAACCAUGCAAACAAGUCUUCUAGUAGAACUACCCUCUGACUUUAGUAAAAAGAGAGCGAAGAAAUAAACUAUUGAAAAUCACUCCCAGAUUUUUUGAAAGGAGGCAACCAUAUCUUAUAUAUACAUAACGGAAACAAUGCGACGGAAACGGUUGAAUAAAUAAACCAACCGCUGGAUCUGUAAGUAGGUGAAACUUUAUUAUUUUAAAUCGAACGUCCUUUCAUUAACUAUACAAACGAAAGUGUGACAAUUACGACUAGACUAACGGAGUGCGGAACAGUUUUUGUGACAUUCGGUUCCUGCGGAGAAAUUUUCAGAUGCGUUGAUACUACAACCAAUUAGAUACAAAAAAACCAAGCAGCAAAUGACGCGCACACUAGCACUCACACUUACACACAGUUUGAAUGAUAACGGAAGUAAUACCUUUUUAGGCAGAGUAAUCGCAGCAGGCUGGGCUAAUAUAGGUCAGCUGGUUGGAAACAGAAUAGCAUUAUAGGGACAGAGGUGCAAUUGAACCGUAGUAGGCGAGCUACAAUAUUUCAAAAAAUUAUUUUUGUACCUCUUUCCCGCGUUCGUUGGCAUGAUUGUUUACAACGGUAGAAUUUGUUUUUUGAUUUGUUCAUAUUUUUUAUUUUUAAAGUCAUAUUUCCGUUCGUCAAGUGAUCUAGUACAGAAAAAAAAAUCCUCGUCAUGGUGGGAACGAGGACACAGUGAGUAAAUUAAUUAUGGACUAAAAAUUUUGGUACAUUUUUCACUUCAAUCUUAGUUUUUUUUCGGUGACACCAUUUUGAUUCGAAUAUCCGGUUUCCACAAAUUCCGGACACUAUCGACAUUAGCAUCCAAAUAUAUUAACAAUUAAAGAAUGAAUGAAAACGAGUAGUAGGCUGGAAAAAAGUGUCAAGACAACGUUUUUCUUCGUGUCCACCAUGUUUGUCAAUAUUAUAUUUGCGCGUUGCAGUGAUUUGGUGAGUUGAAUGAAUUGAUAGGCUUCAGAAUCUACUGAAUCUUGGGAAGAAUGAUUCAUUUUUCUCAACAAUGAUGGUCGGAAAUUUAAAUCAUCAGUAAAAUAGUGUUCAUUAUUUAAUAUACGGAAGGGAAUUUGGCAGUCACUGAAGAAAUCAUUUUGUUCGAUUCGAGGAAAAUCGACAAAUGAAAUUCUCAGAGGAAAAUGAACUUAGAAAUUAUUAAUAGCGUGUCUGGAAUUUGAACCAAACUGUGAAUCAAGUUGAAGCAAAGCGAAACCUACACGAUUGCUUUUUUGGUGUAUACAUUUUUCUGUUCCGCCUAGAAGUGGUCCUGAACAGGUAUUGGAUUAUGUUUUUUUUUUAAAUUUUACCCUGGGUAAUCAGGAAGAUGAAAUUGAAGAGUGCUUCUACGGGUCCCAGGUUAGACUGAGUAUAACCCCAGCAGGCUGGUUCCAAAUCGACAUGAGAUCUGUUAACAGCCUCAUCAUUUUCUCUCCCUUCUUUUUUCACUCGCAAACAGUGUAAGCGUACCUAUUUUCUUUACGCCCAGUCCAAUCAAAAAUGUAAAUAUGAUCAAAAAACAGAAGCAGUACUAAAACAAUUAAACAAACAAUACACAGAAUAAUCAAAGUAAUUUAAAAUUAAAGCAAAUCAAAAAUAUAACAAUGAAAAGCGGCAACAAUGAGUCAAAAACACACACAUACACAUACACGUAAGUUACAAGUUUCGGUUGUGACUGCGUCAACCUCCUGGAAAGAUAUUUAGGAAAAA